Paramuricea clavata is the source of this 267-nucleotide messenger RNA. The record is from the annotation of a GenBank genome assembly. NCBI's taxonomy places the organism in Eukaryota, Metazoa, Cnidaria, Anthozoa, Malacalcyonacea, Plexauridae.
AUGGGGCAAAAGUGUUUUAAAGGCGGUGAAGAUACACCGUGGGUGACAUUUAAUUGUAAUAUGGUACAAAUUCGUGACAGUGAUAAUAUUCAAAUGGAUUUUACAGAUGGUGAGGAUGACGCUGAAAAAGACGUAAAAGUACGAAAUUGUUGUUGUAUUCAAUGGCGUCAAAGGAGGGUGGUGAGAAAUGACCCCGUGAUGAUGGAGAAUCAAAUGGGGGAAAUAAAAGACAAAAAACUACAGCCGGAGAAGAAAGGAAAACCAUAG